Tachyglossus aculeatus (Australian echidna) is the source of this 2637-nucleotide messenger RNA. It is a transcript of the gene ARFIP2, whose product is annotated as ADP ribosylation factor interacting protein 2. Gene Ontology annotation, cellular component: trans-Golgi network membrane. The record is from RefSeq and is a predicted model, not a curated record. Gene Ontology annotation, biological process: intracellular protein transport; regulation of Arp2/3 complex-mediated actin nucleation. The transcript has 7 exons. Lineage: Eukaryota; Metazoa; Chordata; Mammalia; Monotremata; Tachyglossidae. Bases 523 to 1557 code for a protein of 344 amino acids. Gene Ontology annotation, molecular function: protein domain specific binding; phospholipid binding.
UGGGGGGCCAGGGCUCUGAGGGGUCCCGGGCCCCGUGGCCAACAAGGCGUGACCGGGGUCGCGGGUUCACCGUACACGUUCGGACUCACACUUGGGGGAAUGUGAAUCUUUGGCCGCUCCAGGCUGGGCGGUCGGUGUCCCAGGCCAGGGAGCCGAGGGUCCGCCCUUUGAUCCCUUGCGGGUGGCACUCCUGGGGCCGAGUCGGGUCUGGGUGUCCCUCGGGCGGCCCCGAGGCCCCUUACUUUGGACCAGGGGGAGGGGAAAGAGUAGCUGAGGUGUGGCCACUCCCCGGGCUGGGGCUCCAAGAUAAUAUCACCGUGCCCGCGUGUGGUGUUUUCACGUGGCAUGUCCCUCCCCGCGCUGCCCCCCUGCCUCCCUUCCCCCGGCGUGCAGCCCGGGACGCUCGGGGUGGGGACGCAGACGGGCCGGGGUGAAUGAGGCGAGCUCUCCGGCCCGUGCGGGGCUCAAGAGGCCCACGGGAGAAGACAAGGGGGAGAUCAGUACGCACCUCAGAGCCUGACGAUGGAGACGGGAAGGCAGCGGCUCCCGGGAACCCGUCAGAGCCAUGGCAGCACCCCCAGAAGUAGAACCCCGAUCCCCAUCUCAUUUGGACUCGGACCGGACCGGGUCGUGGGGGACCAGGGGUCCGGGCUGGGUCAGGAAAACCCGGGCCGCGCGGGGCCGUACCCCGGGAUCCGGCCCGGGGGGGAGGCCUCGUCGCGGACAGGGUCUGGCCGACACCAGCCUCACAGCGCAGCACCCCCGGGGCCGGGGGAAGAGGCCGCCCGGGGCAUCGCCGGGGAGAAGUUCGAUAUCGUCAAGAAAUGGGGCAUCAACACCUACAAGUGCACAAAGCAGCUUCUGUCAGAGCGGUUUGGCCGGGGCUCCCGCACGGUGGACCUGGAGCUGGAGCUGCAGAUCGAGCUGCUGCGGGACACAAAACGCAAAUACGAGAGCGUCCUGCACCUGGGCCGUGCCCUCACCUCGCACCUCUACAACCUGCUGCAGACACAGCACGCGCUCGGCGAUGCCUUCGCCGACCUCAGCCAGAAGUCCCCCGAGCUUCAGGAGGAGUUCGGCUACAAUGCGGAGACGCAGAAGCUGCUGUGUAAGAACGGCGAGACCCUGCUGGGAGCCGUCAACUUCUUCGUCGCCAGCAUCAACACGCUGGUGAACAAGACCAUGGAGGAUACACUCAUGACCGUCAAGCAGUACGAAACCGCCAGACUGGAGUACGACGCCUACCGCACAGACCUGGAGGAGCUGAGCUUAGGGCCGCGGGACGCGGGCACGCUGGGCCGGCUGGAGGCGGCGCAGGCCGCCUUCCAGACUCACCGCGACAAGUACGAGAAGCUGCGCGGAGACGUGGCCAUCAAGCUGAAGUUCCUGGAGGAGAACAAGAUCAAGGUGAUGCACAAGCAGCUCUUGCUGUUUCACAACGCCGUCUCGUCCUAUUUCGCGGGGAACCAGCAGCAGCUGGAGCAGACACUGCAGCAGUUCAACAUCAAGCUGCGGCCUCCGGGCUCCGAGAAGCCAUCCUGGCUGGAGGAGCAGUGAGGCCCCCGUCCGGCCCGGCCCGGCCCGGCCCCUCCCCGUGGGCUCCCCGAUCUGCCAAUCUGAAGCCCGGGCCCCAGCCCUUCUACCGGCCCAGAGCCUCCGUGAGGGGCUGGAGGAGGAAGGGACCAGGGUCCCGGGCUGCCCCCCUUGUCCUCCCCCGAUCCGGCAGCCCCAGAGUGGAGGGCAGCAGGUGCCCCCGGCACGACGGUACUGAAGCCAGGGAGCAGGGGCGGGGGGCCGGGACACAUUCCACGCCCCUGACCCAAGUCCUCUCCCUCUGGCGUCCCUACUCUUUCACUUAGCUCCCCCCUCCUGAUGCCCCCACAAAGUGAGAUGGGGCACCCUUCCUUGCCUCCGCGCCCCACCCCCUGCCUCCCAAGGCCCCUGGCUUCUGUUCGGAAUGGGAUAGAGUUGGGGAAGGGGCCCUGCGGGAGCCGGUCCCCUUCCCUGACCUUCACGGAACCGGGGGUGAAGAGGAGGCCCAGGCUGGGGUCACUCCCCUCCCCUCCGUCACUCCAGGGGCGGGGCUCCUUCCCCCACCUCAUCAAACGGCAUCGCUCCUUGGACGCGCCUCUCCUCCGCCCAUGGCAUCGCACCUCGGGGAUUUACCUCCUCAGCCAAUGGCACGAUUCCGGGGGAUCCCUCUCCUUGGCCGGUGGCACCGCUCCUCAGGCUCGUCUCCGCUGCCCACGGCGAUGCUCUGCCGUCGGGGACGGCCCCGCGGCCAGUGGCGUUACUCCUUGGGCCCCCCCCCUCAGCCAACGGCAUCACUCCUAGGGCCCCCCCACAGCCCUCCCAAGUCGUGGGGGAAGACAGGACCCCAUGGGAGGAGGGGGUGGGGGGGACCGAGACCCCCCACCCCGGUGACCUAUGGGUGUGUGUGUGUGUGUGUGUGUAUGUAUGUAAUGUCUGUCCCAUUCUGUGUGGCUGUCUCUGUGCCCAGUUCCCCCUUCCCCCCGACAGCUGGCCCAGCAACACUACAGAGGAAGCAGCUGGGUGUUUCCUCCCUAAUUUAAUCCUGGGACUGUCCCCAAGAACUGUUGUGUUCUCCCCCACAGAGCCCCCCCACCCGCCCAGCUC